GCUCAAUCGAAAACGGGAAUAAAAUAAAAUUUCUGCUGUAAUUUUUUUCAAGAAAUCAGAGAUCGAGAUGUUCGAAGGAGCGACGAUCUGCAGCAGGAGAGAUCGAUCCCUGGAUCCCAGCGGGCUGGCUAGUAUCUGGCCCAAUUAUUUCCCCGACAUCGAUCUCUCGACCGGCGACCCUAGGUUUAAGCUCGUCGGCAAGCUCGCCGAAUUUUUAUCGAAUCGGCAAGCUGAUGGUAUCUUAUCUCAGGUGCAAGAUGACAAUGGCACCUUUUUUCUACCAGUUGAUAUCCAACACCUUCAGAAAAUAUGUAACAUUGCUGACUUCUAUGGCACUUUGGAGAAAGCACCGAAGGAAGCACUCUCAUGCAUGGGUGCUGCGGUUCACACAGCUCUAUUGUUAAAGGAAAAAGACUUCCAGUUCGAGGGUGUAGAGAAGAUAAACAUUAGACUUUAUAACUACACUGACUCGAUGAUCGCUCUGAAGAAUUUGAAAGCUGCUUAUAUUGGUAGGCUUGUGUCAGUGCGAGGCACGGUAGUCAAAGUCAGCACUGUCAGACCACUCGUUUUGCAAAUGGAGUUUGAAUGUGGGAAGUGCGGAACUAAUGUUCCACGUAUAUUUCCUGAUGGAAAAUUUUCACCACCAACAAGCUGUGUUAUGUAUGGAUGCAAAAGCAAAAAUUUUCUGCCAAUCAGAUCUAGUGCAAAACCAAUAGAUUUCCAAAAAAUAAGGCUACAGGAGAUGCUGAAAUCUGAAAGUCAUGAAGAAGGUCGGGUUCCUAGAACUGUAGAAUGUGAGUUGGCUGAAGAUCUUGUUGAUGCUUGCAUACCUGGGGAUGUUGUGACAGUAACUGGAGUUAUAAAAGUAAUUAACAAUUAUAUGGAUAUCGGUGGAGGGAAGUCUAAGGGUAAGAACCAAGGCUUGUACUAUCUAUAUCUGGAAGCAGUUUCAAUUAGAAACUCCAAGUCCCAAUCUGUUUCUGAAGACUUUCAAGUGGCGAAUUCCCAGGCCAGAGACAAGAUGUUGUUUGAUUUUCUUUCUUUUACAUCUAAAGAUUUAGAGUUUAUUGUUAAGUUCUCAGAGGAGUAUGGUUCAGAUAUAUUCCGCCAGAUACUUCAGUCUUUGUGCCCCUCAAUUUAUGGACAGGAACUUGUCAAAGCUGGGCUUACACUUGCUCUGUUUGGAGGUGUGCAAAAACACUCAAUGGAUCAGAAUAAAGUUCCUGUUCGAGGGGACAUCCAUGUCAUUAUAGUUGGUGACCCUGGACUGGGUAAGAGCCAACUUCUCCAGGCAGCAGCAGCUCUUUCUCCACGAGGAAUAUAUGUGUGUGGCAAUGCUACAACAAAAGCUGGUCUCACUGUUGCUGUUGUCAAGGAUCACAUGACAAGUGAUUACGCAUUUGAGGCUGGUGCAAUGGUCCUUGCUGACCGUGGAUUAUGUUGCAUUGAUGAGUUUGACAAAAUGUCUGCAGAGCACCAGGCUUUGCUGGAGGCCAUGGAGCAGCAGCGUGUCUCAGUUGCAAAGGCUGGAUUAGUUGCGAGUUUAUCAGCACGCACUUCUGUGUUAGCUGCGGCAAACCCAGUCGGUGGUCACUAUAACCGUGCAAAAACUGUGAAUGAGAACCUGAAAAUGAGUGCUGCGCUGUUAUCACGUUUUGACUUGGUUUUUAUAUUACUUGAUAAACCGGAUGAAGUUCUGGACAAGCGCGUAUCUGACCAUAUAAUGGCACUUCACACGGGAAAUGGAGAUCAUUUGUUACCUAACAAGAAGCUGCGCAGAGCUUUUGACUGUAAUGGAGAUAAUGAUUUUGGAGUGAAGAAGGGUUCUUUGGUUUCACAGCUGAGACUGGACCCACAGAAGGACAAGGACUUUGUUCCAUUACCUGGCCCUCUUCUUCGCAAGUAUAUUGCAUAUGCAAGAAAUUUCAUCUUCCCCAAGAUGUCUAGACCAGCAGCUGAGAUCUUACAGAAGUUUUAUUUGCGGUUAAGAGACCAUAAUACGUCAGCUGAUGGCACGCCUAUUACUGCAAGACAGUUAGAAAGCCUAGUACGGUUAGCUGAAGCCCGUGCUCGUGUGGAUCUCAGAGAAGAAAUAACUGCCCAAGAUGCUAUGGAUGUGGUUGAGAUAAUGAAAGAGUCAUUGUAUGACAAAUAUGUAGAUGAGCACGGUUUUGUAGACUUUGCCAGGAGCGGAGGCAUGAGCCAACAGAAGGAAGCAAAAAGAUUUUUAAGUGCUCUCAAUAAACAAUCUGAGUUGCAGCAGAAAGAUUGCUUCUCAAUUUCUGAGAUUUACAGUUUGGCAGAUAGGAUCAGCUUGAGAGUUCCUGACAUGGACACAUUCGUGGAGAACUUGAACAGUGUUGGCUAUCUACUUAAGAAAGGCCCAAAAAUGUAUCAGGUCUUGUCAUCCUCCUAUUCUCGUAGUCAACCAACAAGGUCUAGGUGUUAACAAUUGUAUGACAAAGAGGCAACUAUCAGUAAACUAAUGGCUUCCCGCCGUUAUCUUCUGAUAUUUCGGUGCAUUGAUACUUGUAUGAUUAUGAUUAUGGUUCAUCAAUUAAAUGAUGGAUAACAAUGUGAUUCUACUUCUAUGAAAUAUAAAGAUGCCAAUGUACGUGCUUUGUGCAGGCGAAAUGACA
Molecule: messenger RNA, 2639 nt
Organism: Asparagus officinalis (garden asparagus)
Lineage: Eukaryota; Viridiplantae; Streptophyta; Magnoliopsida; Asparagales; Asparagaceae
Product: probable DNA helicase MCM8
Exons: 17
Coding region: 68-2449 (793 amino acids)
Cellular component (GO): nucleus; MCM complex
Molecular function (GO): ATP hydrolysis activity; single-stranded DNA binding; single-stranded DNA helicase activity
Source: RefSeq, a predicted model, not a curated record